Salmo salar (Atlantic salmon) is the source of this 2043-nucleotide messenger RNA. Lineage: Eukaryota; Metazoa; Chordata; Actinopteri; Salmoniformes; Salmonidae. The record is from RefSeq and is a predicted model, not a curated record.
AGUCAUGCAGAAAGAAAAGCAAAAUGUCCGCAGUAAACAUCAAGGGUAGUAAUUAGAGCAGACUACAUUUAAUAUUUUUUUAUCACAAUUUGGUAAAGAAACAAAGCAAAAUGGAAUUGUCAACGAAAGUGAAAACGCAUGGCUGUCCCUACUGAGUUGCCGUAGUCAUUCAAAUGUCACAAGUUAUUUUGAAAUUGAUAAAUAGCUAGAAGGAAUAACAUAUUGUGAAUUAUUCCAUCUGUCAAGACGGUCAGCAAUUUACCAACUAACUCUAGAGGAAGAUGCAGGGCCGGCAGAUAAAACAAUGUGGCCUUUUCUCACUGACUCUUUUGGCCACAUUUCUCCAUUGUAGCUGUUUGCCACACAGUACUGGUGGAAAGCCAUUUCCAGAGACCGCUGAAGAAAUUGCCAGCUAUACAAAGGUAGCCAAGAGCAUCAUAGACUUGGCUGUGUAUGGCAAUGCCCAGAACCGCUCCUAUGAGAGACUGGCAGACUUCACAGAUACAAUAGGGAACCGUGUCAGUGGCUCUAAGAACCUGGACCUGGCUAUCAAGUACAUGUUCAGUGCCCUGAGGAAGGAUGGGCUGGAGAACGUACAUCUAGAACCAGUGAAGAUCCCACACUGGGUCAGGGGAGAGGAGAGCGCCAUGAUGCUACAGCCCCGGAACCACACCAUGGCCAUCCUUGGACUGGGCAGCAGUGUGGCUACACCCCAAGGAGGUAGGCCUAUGGGCAAUUCCAUGGCCUACCCCUGGCCAAACCCGAAUGACGCUGGGCCAAUUGUGCGCUGCCCUAUGGGACUCCCAAUCACAGCCGUGUGGGCUACUCUCAUCCGGUCCAUCACACCCUUCUCCAUCAACAGUCCUCACACAGGCUGGCAGGACUACCAGGAGGGAGUGCAGAAGAUCCCUACCGCCUGUAUCACAGUGGAAGACGCCAUGAUGAUGGCCAGGAUGGCUAAGCGAGGCCAGAGGAUUGUGGUCAGACUCACCAUGAACGCCCAGACCUUCCCUGAUGCUGACUCCUUCAACACUGUGGCUGAGAUCAUCGGCAGCGAGCACCCAGAACAGGUAUGCUGUCUGUCCCCCCCCCUUCAGGUGGUGCUGCUCAGUGGUCAUCUGGACAGCUGGGAUGUGGGCCAGGGGGCCAUGGAUGAUGGUGGUGGAGCGCUCAUCUCCUGGGAGGCCCUGUCUCUGCUUAAAGACCUGGGUCUGCGUCCCAGAAGAACCCUCCGGACAGUGCUGUGGUCUGCAGAGGAGCAGGGAGGGGUUGGAGCGCAACAGUACUUCCAGCUUCACAAGGUGAACAUCUCUAACUUUAACCUAGUGAUGGAGUCUGACCUGGGUACCUUCAGCCCCUUGGGGCUGCAGUUCACAGGCUCAGCCCAGGCCCGGGCUGUCAUGGCUGAGGUGAUGAAGCUACUGAAGCCCAUCAACACCACCACCCUGGAGGAACACGGAGAGGGAAUUGAUAUAGAGAUGUGGAUGGAUGCCGGCGUGCCAGGAGCCAGCCUGCACGUUGCAGACAGUAGAUACUUCUGGUUCCACCACACCAACGGGGACACCAUGUCUGUUCAGAGCCCCAUAGAAAUGAACCUGUGUUCGGCCCUGUGGGCGGUGGUGGCCUACGUAGUGGCUGACCUGGAGGAGAUGCUGCCCAGGUAGUCCACUAGGACUGUCCUGCAUCCCAAACGGCACCCUAUCCCCUGUAUAGUUUUGGGAGAAGAAUGCACUAUAGGGAAUAUGGUGCCAUUAAAAAUGCUUAACUGAGCAUUUCUUUUUGAGUGAUUGUAUGUUUUUAUGUUGUUUGUCCUCCAGAAGGGCUUCCUGCAGUAACCUCUCUGUGAAAUUAUACCCCAGUCUGGUUAAGUGGCUAAAGAAGAAUUGUGUGUAUAAACCACACAAUGUACAAAAUGGAAUUAAGUGUUUGGCAUAUUUGCAGUCUAUAUUUGUUUUUAAUAAUGAACGCAUAUGUACUGCAUGUUUCAUGUUGACUGUCAUAUCUAAUCUGCCAAUAAAGCUGUGCAUUUCUUAGACCAUGGUA